UGGGGGCGGGGCCAGACGCCGGAGGUGCCGGGGGAGGAGGCUGCCGUGGGGGCCGGCUUGGAGUGGGAUUCGACCCGCGGCGCUGACCGACUGCUGGACCGACGGCCGACGGGCACCCGGGUCUGCGCGCACUGCUGCUCCGGGUCGCCCCGGCCGAGGCGCUGGCCACGGUAGACCUCAGGGAGGGCUCGGGCUGCCGGGCCGGGCGCCAUGUCCAUGGAGGACCCCUUCUUUGUAGUGAAGGGGACAUGAAGGAUCAGAUGUCAGCUUCAUCUGUGCAGGCACUGGCUGAAAGGAAAAACAGACAGGCACUCCUAGGAGACAGCAGCAGCCAGAGCUGGAAUGCUGGAGUGGCAGAUCGCUAUGGGCGCCUUGACCGGGAGCUGCAGCUAGCCAACUCCCACUUCAUCGAGGAGCAGCAGGCACAGCAGCAGUUGAUUGUGGAACAGCAGGAUGAGCAGUUGGAGCUGGUCUCUGGCAGCAUCGGGGUGCUGAAGAACAUGUCGCAGCGCAUCGGAGGGGAGCUGGAGGAACAGGCCGUCAUGCUAGAUGAUUUCUCUCACGAGUUGGAGAGCACUCAGUCUCGACUGGACAACGUGAUGAAGAAACUUGCAAAAGUGUCUCACAUGACCAGUGAUCGGCGCCAGUGGUGUGCCAUAGCCAUCCUCUUCGCGGUCCUGGUGGUCGUGCUGAUCCUCUUCCUAGUGCUGUGAUGGUGGCCCGCCCGCCUCAGGCACUUCUGCACGAGGACCCAGGGGAGAGGAGAAGCAAGCACUCCGCCACUUACAUUCCUCGCCCAGAAACACACCUCUACCCCGCCUCCUCUGUGACUCCAGCUUUGAGACAGCCCUCUCUCCCAGCGCUCAAAGGGCAAGCUUCGAAGAGGGAAGAGGUGACCAUGUGCCCGGCCGGAUAGCAGAAGCCCCGGCUGCCCACUCUUGCUGAGGACAGCAAGCCACUGCUUUGCCUUACUGGACCUCGCUCCUUGAGGAAGGAAGGACAGAGUCCUCAGAAGAACUGACAGCCCCACUUACUCCGUUGCUCAUUCUGCUGGUCUCUGGCAGCCUUUCCUUCUACUCAGACCCUUUUCCCUGCUUAGAUGGGUUGCCACUCUCCCUUCAGAAGAAGCCUGGCAAGAACGAGGGCAUCUGGGGAUGUACGUUUCCAUUGCUGUUAUGUUUCUUAGCCCCUGAGAGCUUGCUGUUUCUGAGAACAGAAGGCUCAGAAACACUUCGUGACAGAAAUGCAGUGUCUCAUUUUGCUGGGUAAGAGUUGAGAUUAAACUGCUUUUCCGGGUGUUUUUGUGGCAGGGAUAAGCAACAGGAAGUAGUGAAAUCCCUUGGGGCUGGGGGUGCAGAUGAUGAAAGGCUUUAAUAAACUGGGGCAGUUGAGAACAGCAGCACCUGUGUCGGUCUAGCCUAUUGAAGGACUGAUGGUAUCUCCCUGGGCCUGGCCAGAGCUGCUGACCUGCUCUGUCCCAGGGCUGUCUCCUCAGAGGUGCAGCUUGCAGACGUAGAGCCCCGAACAGCACAGCAAUGCUCAGCCAGGUGGGACACACCUUCUUCUCUGAUGCUUUUAUGCUGAUGGCACUCAGAGAUGAGGUAGGAGGGCCAGCACAUCUAUUACGCUUAUGCAGAAGCUGUCCUGACACAGAAAGGCUGCUUCUGAGCCAGAGGCCCCUUACUCUGUGAGUAAUAGCAUAGAUGGGGAAGAGAACUUGGUACUCUGCUCUCUAAGAACAACUUGACUUCAUCAUCCAUGGGAGUUACUGAGGGAGUCCAAAUUCCCUGACAGAUGGUUUAUUGGGUUGAAGUGGCUGAAACUGCUGACACUACGCUUCAGGCUUCGGGUGACGGUUCCCAUACCUCAGAUGUGCUCAUGAAUGUGGGAUUUCUUAUAAUGUCCCAAAUGCAUAGCCUGGUAUUAACAUAGCCGUCAGGGCCAGAGCCAGCCUUCCACGUUGGAGGCUGCCGCUCAGUUGUCCUCCGUGCUGGAAGAGCAGCACCUGGACAGCCUGACCUUUGACCUCUCUUGCUCUGCCUCUCUGUGCAUUCCUUAGCAUGCCAACUUUCAAAAAACAAAUCCUGGGUUAUUCAUAUUCCUUGGGAUUUUGACUUUUGGGUCCCCUUUUUGUUUUGUUUUAUUAUUCCCAAUGAUGUGCUUGCCCAGCUAACUUUCAAAUUGCACUUUUAAAUAAAUAUUUGUAACAAUUUUUAAAAGAAGGGUAUUUUAUCUUGUUUAGGAUCAUGAUAGGUAAGGAAAUCUACCUGUUGGUAAAAGCUAAAAGAUUAGUAAGACCAAAAGGGGGUCGGCACCGUGUCUGCGUGAAGCUCUGGUGUUAGAUACAGUGAUGUUAGUUCUUUUCAGAUGAAGAGAAAAUGUGAAUAGUACAAAGGGCUUCAAUAUAGGGUUCUGUGUUAUUUUUGUUUCACGAAAUUUUAAAGUUUUGAAUAGUCUUCUGUGAACAUAGACCAUGGGCAGGCCUCAGAUUUGCAUUAAAAUAUAGAAGCCUUUUGUUAAAAAUCAAUGUGGGCCUUGUCUGAGUACUGAAACCCACACUCCACAUUACAAAGCCGUGAACAGUCUAAGAAUUGAAAUCGCCGCACUUAAAGCCAUGUUCUCCGCUAGCAGAGGAGAGUCGGUCAGACGCAUUCAGAGAGUACUUCUUUAGUAAGGUUCCCGCAUGGUCAGGGACGAAGACUUGUGACUCUGGCUUUAAUUUUGUAGGAUCUAUUUUGAGUGCGUAUGGCAACCUCACUGAUUGAAGGUAUUGGCCUAACAGUGUUGUAGACCUGACACAGGCUGGGACUGAGCGUGGCGUGUCAGCAAGAAAGGAGCUGCUCGCGCAGGUGCUCCCGCCUGCACCUCAGUCCUGCGGCGGCCGGCUUAGUCCAGGCCAGUCACUGCAGAGCCAGGGCAAAGAGAACAAGGACAGACCUUUCUUCCGCAGUGACCCAGAGAGCUGAAGGUAUCCUUCUGCCAUAUGUCCUAGACUAGGGAAGGGAACACAGGGAUGGCCCACACUGCCUAGGAGUGUGUGUCUCUUACAGAUGUGCUCCCCAGCCCACUCUGCCUGCUGCUCUUGGUUUUGGAGCCAUCACAUUAAAGAACUGGUGGGAUAUAUAUGCUGGCUAACAAAAGAGCUUAGAGUGCUUACGGGAAGAACGCUUUUCCCAUCGACUGAGGAUGGGACGGAGGACAGUCCACUGAGAGCGCCUGCCAGAGCACGGAUCCCAAAAUACCUUUAGUUCUCAGCCCUCUGUUUUAAUCUUGUCUUUGUUUGGGCUGGGACAUCACAAUGCGAUGCCUGCCCUGGACUUCACAGUCCUGGCAAAUGGAAUUGUCAUGUAUGCCUGAGCACGCAUGUUGUGUUUUCCUCAAUUUCAGAAUUCACGCUAGAGCUGAAACAGGGAAACUUGGCAACUUGCCCAUUAUUCUCUGCUUUUAGCCAGAGUUAAACAGACUGAUGGGUCUGGUAGCCAACAGCUUGGCAACUUCCAUGCCUUCUCACCUCGUGCGGGUAAGGGCUGUGAAGAGAAAUCCAGUCUGAUUCCAACAGAAAUCUGUCUCUGUUAAGUGUUUUACCUUCUGUAAGUAAAGGCAGUGGAGCCAAGGGUUUUCUUUGGGUGAUUUCUCUGCCCACAGAGUGAGACCAGGGGGGCAUUCAUGGCACCUGCAGGCCCAGAGCUCGAGGGAGGGAUGGACUGAGUUCACCUCUGUGGACUUGGUGUGGCUUGGCUUCACCUUGUGCCACAAAGUGAAUUUGUAACCAAAACAGAGAUGGACUAUCUGGAAGGCAAGUUAUAGAACGUGGAGCACAGCAGCUGUCGCUUCCUCCCCCUCCCUCUGACUGCAUUGCCUCCCUCCCAAAUUGGUAGAAACGAUGGGCUUCUGUUUAUCUUUUUAAGGUGUAUUUUGUCCAUCGAGAGUAGAGAGAACGUAAAAUUGGAGUUCGCAAAUGUAUCAGCCCCUCACUGUGCGCCCCAGUCAAUUCCUGAAGAGAAGACUCUCCAACAAGGGGCUUUACUCGGCCACUGAAGACUCGGCCACAGGAUCCUCCCUGGACCCUCACAGCUGGGAGGGGCCUAGUAAGAUAGGAGGGGGUCUGUCUUAAAUGCCCUUACUCAACUGCCAACCUUCAAAAAGAUCUUACCCUGAAAAUGGCCUUUCUCUUUAAGAGUGAACAAUGGGGGAUGGGAAAGCCUGCUGCCAAACCAGUUGACCCGAUUGUGAGCCCCAGAACCCACCUGGUGGAGGAAGAGAACCACACCCACGAGUUGUCCUCUCCUCCACGUGUGCUGGAUUGUGGGCACACGUGCAAAUAAAUCACUAUAUAAAUGUACAGUUUUUAAAGAAAGGAUGAGAUUGGUCUGCUGUGUAUAAACGUGGGAGCCACUGUCACCUGUUUCUUACUAAUGCGCUCUGGGCAGCUUUACUGUCUGGUUUUGAUUCCAGAAAAGCGUGAGUUUGGAGUGGAACAGCUCCUAUGGCCUGAGCAGCAGGGCUCUGACCCAGGGGCUGUCCAUUGCAGAGGAUGAAUAGCCACUGCAGGCAGGACUUAGCCAUCGGGAGCCCUUUUAGGACAAGUCAAGGCACUUGAAGCUGGCCUUGGUGACAGAACUCAGAGUGAUGCUAACUUGAUUCCUCGGCAUGGCGUGUUUGCCUGCGGACAAACACUGAAGCUCUGAACGGUGCCUGUUCAGGUGGCUGCUGACUGGCUGCAUUUGGAAAUCCUCCAUAUGUUAUAGCUUCUGCCAAGUCAGCUGUCAGGGCAGGGUGAGAAAGAAGAGAACGUGAGAGUGUGUGUGUGUGUGUGUGUAUGUGUGUGCGUGUGUCCCUGCCAUCAGCUAACACGUUGGUGCUAUUUUUCUUCUGACGUGACCUUAAUCCAGACAUGCUCUUCCCCUAGCAGUGCACAUUGGCUGCUCAGGCAGUGCCUGCCCCCCGCUGGGGCCUCACAUGAACGUUUCAUGGACCUGGUUUGCCCACUGCGGCCAGAGCUUUAUGAGGAAGUGUAUUUUACAGUCUGUCUUCUUAUGGCUAUGAAUUUUCUUCUGAAAGGCCACUUGGCUCUCAGGGGCUUUGAGAAAUAAGACCACCGUCAUCACUGUUAGCUGAGCAGAUAUCUGGGCCCUGCCCCUGCUCCAUCUGCGCUUUCCUGAGCCCUGGGGUGGGACCAAGAUCAAGCUUUGCCUUCCGUGUCAGCGGAGAUUCCGCUGGGAUCCAUGUGUGGACAGCGAGGAGGACCCUGAAGCUGAGCUCUGGCUGGAGAGAAGCAGGUGUCUUUAUUCCCAGGGAAAGCAGAGUGUCUGUGCCCUGGUUGUCUGGGGGCAGGGCAGCCGGCCACCCACUGACAAGGCUCUGGAAUUGCUUUUCUGUUUUGCUCUGCUUUUUUCUGUUUUUGAACUCUAGACCUCGUGCAUACAGCACACUGAGUACCACUGAGUCCCACCCCGGCUUUGGCAAGUGCUCUCAGCUAGCUCCCUGUGACUUCUUCCUGACUGGCCCAGGCUGGACCUAACCCUCAGCAUGCUAGCAGAUAUGAGGGCCAUCUAGGAAACCGUCAAAGGAACCCAGCUGCAGAUGAUGGCAGAUUUGAUUUUAUAAGUAGAAGUAGCCUCCAUGGCUUAUUUUAAUGCAGAAAUGGAACUUAUAAGUGGCAAAAUAGUGGGAAAGAAACCCUUAUAUAUUUUCCCAAGGUUAAAUACUUUUACUUUUAAAUAAUAGGACGUACACACUGGUGUGGGGUCAGGGUCAGAACUUUACCUGGGCAUCUUACAGGUGGCACAUCCCCACAGCAUGGUAAGAGUGAACCAGAUCCCUGGGACCAGAGUUUUGUCACCUCUGCCACAGGUAGGUUUAUGUGGUGGCUCUCCCAGGGUGAGAAGCUUGCUAGAGAUGCAUUUUUUUUUGUGGAGUCGUUAGGAGAGGAGGCUAGCACCCACAACCCCUGGUUCCAGUGCACACCGUUGAGGACCAUUGCUUCUACAUUGCUCUGCAUCUACAGGGAACGUUCCUCAAAGAGGCGUGCCUGCUCGGUUGGUAACCCUAACAUCUGAUGACAUCACACACGUGAAAACUGCUAAGACACACUUGUGUAAGAUAAACUCCAUGAAAACUGCUAAGACACUUGUGUAAGAUAAACUCCAUGAAGGUGACAUUCUACACCUUGCAGUCCACUUCUUUCUUCUGCUCCUCAAGUCCUGCUGCAGCCGAGCCCUGUGACGGGAUUCUGUUCAGUAUUAAAGCAAGAUGGAGACCUGA
Molecule: messenger RNA, 6264 nt
Organism: Mus musculus (house mouse)
Lineage: Eukaryota; Metazoa; Chordata; Mammalia; Rodentia; Muridae
Gene: Stx6
Product: syntaxin 6
Exons: 6
Coding region: 249-713 (154 amino acids)
Biological process (GO): endosome organization; vesicle-mediated transport; Golgi vesicle transport
Cellular component (GO): recycling endosome membrane; Golgi apparatus; trans-Golgi network membrane
Molecular function (GO): SNAP receptor activity
Source: RefSeq, a predicted model, not a curated record